This is a messenger RNA of Naegleria fowleri, 501 nucleotides long. RefSeq lists its product as uncharacterized. The transcript has 2 exons. Bases 1 to 501 code for a protein of 166 amino acids. Gene Ontology annotation, molecular function: protein binding. The record is from RefSeq and is a predicted model, not a curated record. NCBI's taxonomy places the organism in Eukaryota, Heterolobosea, Eutetramitea, Acrasida, Naegleriidae.
AUGCCACAACCGUCUUCAUCGUCCACCGUAACUACUACUUCGUCCUCCUCUUCCUCCUCUUCAUCAUCAUUACAAUCAACACCAUUGCGAUCACUCACCACAACCUCCCUCUUGUCAAAUUCCAAUUCAUCAAUCAUGAAUGUUCUUUCUCAACAACAAAACUCUGCAUUAUAUCUCAAUGAUCCUUUAUUGAUUGGUUCCGAAGUAGAUUUGGAAUUAAAUCGAGAAGAAUUGUUUUUAAAUGCAGGACUUCUCUCGAAUUUAUCCUUUGUUCAGAAAUGUUUUGAUCACAAACAAGAUUUAUAUCCAAUUCAUAUGGAAGAUGCUAAUGCUCUUCAUCAUGCUUGUAAAUGGGGUAAUGUUCACAUUGUGAAAUACUUGAUAUCCAAAGGAAUAUCGAUCAAUGCAAAAGAUUCCAAUGGAAAUACUCCUCUUCAUUUAUCUUGUGAAGAAGGAUAUUUAGAAAUUGUAAAAUUAUUAAUCUCACAUCCCUCUAUUUGA